CACCCCUGUGUAUGAAAUCCAGAGAGACAAGCUGGCCAGUCAUAACAGAAGAAAGACACCAACUACUCACAUCACAUGACUAUACAACCCAGAAACGACGAAGAACCAUCAACCUGCUCUCUUUGGACAUCUGAUUGUGAGAUUAUUGAUUCAAAGGUGGUGAACAAGAAACUGAAGAGAAGAAGGGGCUCUCACAGUCACUGGACAUUUUACUGAAUGAAUAAACUCUGUGAAGGCUUGACUUUCAUCUACUGAGUGCUCAGCAGCAUCGUAGUGAUUGGACUGAGAUUAUUCUAAGGAACAUUUCUCUUACAUUGAGAGCACAUUCAAGUGUCUUUCAGCAGCCAUGGCUUCAACAGGUCUUCAGCUGCUGGGCUUGGUGUUGGCGGUGCUGGGUUGGGUUUGCGGGGCGUUGGUGUGCGCGGCUCCUCUGUGGCGUGUUUCCGCCUUCGUGGGGGGAGAGCUGGUGAUUGCCCAGGUGGUGUGGGAGGGACUGUGGAUGAACUGCCUGUCUCAGACCACAGGCCAGAUUCAGUGCAAGACCUAUGACUCCACCCUGGCCCUUCCUGUGACUGCCCAAGCCGCCCGGGGCCUCACUGUUCUCUCCCUGCUCCUCUGCCUCCUGGCCCUCAUGCUCGGGGUGGCGGGGGCCAAGUGCACUCACUGCAUGGGUGAUGGUAACCAGGCCUCCAAGGUUCGGGUGGGCAGGAUAGCAGGGGUGCUCUUCCUGGUGGCUGGCUUGGCGUUCAUGAUACCCAUCUGUUGGACCGCCCAUGCAACUAUCCGGGACUUCUAUGAUCCCAAUAUCGCAGCGCCUUAUAAGAGAGAGCUGGGCCCAGCGCUGUACCUGGGCUGGGGGGCCAGCCUGCUGCUCAUGGUGGGGGGCUUUCUGUUGCAUUUGGGGUCCUCUCAGCAAAGCAGAGGAAGACUGCCUACUUUUGCUGGAGUGCUGAAAGACAACCCAGGUACAGGUGCAGCCGGAGAGGGGAAGCCACAGGAGAAAUCUUUUGUAUGAGAUGAUUUUAUUGGACAAGAGAGAUACAAACAAACACAGAGGUCGCAACCUUGUCACACAAGCUUCAGAAAAUCACAAGGUCACCAUCUAUUGGAGGGUAUUCAGCAUAUAGCCUUUUAUAUCUUAUAAAGCGGUUAAAGGAUUGCAUUUUAUUUUGAAUUUCAUUAGUCAUUGGUAAAUGAUAGUUUGACAUGUAUUCAUUCAUUUACAUGAUAUGAAACAAAGAGUUUGUAGUAGAAUUUACAUUAUUUAACAGCUUUCUCUCAGAGUAGGAGUUGACAUGCAUUGUGGGAGUAUUUAAAUGUUUUGAGCCUUACUAAUGUGUGUGACUCACAUUUCUUAAAUUCCACUCUGCCUCUGCCUAUGUGUGUGUGUGUGUGUGUUGUGUAUGUGUGGGUGGUCUGUGUACAGAAGACCAGUGUACAGUAUAUCUGUGUAUGCUGGUGUGUUUACUGAAAACAUGUGAGGGGAAUUAUUGUUUAUUUUCUUAUUAUGAAUGUUUCUGAGCAUUUGGCAUUUCUGAGCAAAUGUAUUUUUUAUUUAAAUGUAUUUUAUUGUUUUAUUUGAUAUUAAUUUUAACUGGGUUUUGUAUAUGUAUUUCUACAGUACUUUCUUAUUGAUAUCAGGUCCAACACAGCAAUUUUCCCAUAUACGUUUUAAAGCUUUUUUUUAAAACUGACAAUUCUAAAUAAUUAUCAAAGUGUUAAUAUUAUACAGCAGUAGUAGUUUUGUUCCUUUAGUUUACUGGAAAAUGCAUUGCUUAUCUAAUGUUUUAAUUUCUGACUUGAUGUAGUUUACUAAAAUUACCAUUAUAGCCAAUGCCAUGUCUUACAUAUAUUUCAGAGAUGUAGCAAUUCUUAUAAUGUUUACAGCUUCUCCCACUGUACAGUUGUCAUAAUAAUUAUUCAGUACAUGUACAUAAGUGGGAAAUUGCAUUUUCCAGCCUUAUUCUUUGUAUUGACGGUGGUUUGUAUAAUUUAUAACUACGGAAUAGUUGGCCAUGGGGAAAAAUGCAUUAAGAUGCAAAAUAGGAUCCCAAUUUUCCUUUAAUGAAAUUAUAUUUGUGCAAAUUGUCACUCUGCCUAACGUGAUCAGAUUAUACAAAAUAAAAAAGCAGCACAUGAGUAAUUUAUAUUUACUAUAAAUAUCUACUGGGCCAAUCCGGAUUUAUGGUGGUCCUACUUUGGCCCACGGUCGCCCACUUUGUGCAGCCUGGUCAAAAACAACGAAUGAGCAUGCAGGUCCAUUUUGGGUCGAGGCUUUUGGAAAUAAGCAAUGUCUACAUUCUCACUCCAAUCCGACAUGUAUUCAAAUGGCAAACCAUUAUGAUUAUACCCAAAUAAGAGCCCAAAUCAUUAUUUUACCUUCAUGUGUUGUAACAGCAGAUAUAGUACAGUAGGGGGCAGUAAACACACAGUAACUGAACUGCACUCUUGCAUGAACAGCCAUUAACAAGACAAUGUAAACACUACAUCCUAAUAAGUAUACAAUAUAAAGCAAGUUGGAGAGACCAAUAUGGAUGCUAGUUUACAGCUUUUAUCAACCU
Molecule: messenger RNA, 2561 nt
Organism: Gymnodraco acuticeps
Lineage: Eukaryota; Metazoa; Chordata; Actinopteri; Perciformes; Bathydraconidae
Product: claudin-9-like
Exons: 2
Coding region: 347-1015 (222 amino acids)
Biological process (GO): cell adhesion; bicellular tight junction assembly
Cellular component (GO): bicellular tight junction; plasma membrane
Molecular function (GO): structural molecule activity
Source: RefSeq, a predicted model, not a curated record